Colletotrichum chrysophilum is the source of this 3843-nucleotide messenger RNA. RefSeq lists its product as uncharacterized. The record is from RefSeq and is a predicted model, not a curated record. The transcript is spliced from 9 exons. Gene Ontology annotation, biological process: protein phosphorylation. Bases 1 to 3843 code for a protein of 1280 amino acids. Gene Ontology annotation, molecular function: ATP binding; protein serine/threonine kinase activity. Gene Ontology annotation, cellular component: cytoplasm. Lineage: Eukaryota; Fungi; Ascomycota; Sordariomycetes; Glomerellales; Glomerellaceae.
AUGUGCGUACAUCAGCCUGACGAGGCUCCAAGUGGGCUUGCGGACGAGCUUACACCGUGGGGCAAUGCGGCUAACGAGAACCGACUGCAGCGUUUGGGAGAGUGUCUUGGAAAGGGAGCUUUCGGGUCCGUCUACAAAGCCUUCAAUUGGGGGACGGGCGAGGCCGUCGCGGUCAAGCAGAUCAAGCUUGCUGACCUGCCAAAGAGCGAGCUGCGCAUGAUUGAGUCCGAAAUCGAUCUUUUGAAGAACUUGCACCAUGACAACAUUGUCAAGUACAUCGGCUUCGUCAAGUCGGCGGACUGCCUCAACAUCAUCCUUGAGUACUGCGAAAACGGCUCACUCCAUUCGAUCUGCAAGUCUUACGGCAAGUUCCCCGAGAAUCUGGUCGGCGUUUACACGACACAAGUCUUGCAAGGACUACAGUACCUGCACGAUCAGGGAGUCAUCCAUCGCGAUAUCAAAGGCGCCAACAUUCUCACCACCAAGGACGGAAAGGUCAAGCUUGCAGACUUUGGAGUGUCGACGAGCACGCUUGCUGGUGGGCAAGACAAAGAGGCACAAGUCGUGGGAACGCCGUACUGGAUGGCGCCUGAAAUCAUUCAGCUCUCUGGCGCCAGUCCUGCAUCUGAUAUCUGGAGUGUGGGAUGCACCGUCAUCGAACUGCUGCAAGGCAGACCACCGUACCACAACCUGGCUGCCAUGCCAGCACUGUUUGCAAUCGUCAACGAUGACCACCCGCCAUUACCCGAGGGCAUCUCUCCGAAAGACCCAAACCUCAGAGUGACGGCCAAAAAGCUUCUGCGACACGCAUGGAUCAUCGGGUGCCGAAGGAGCGACGCGCCCGUCUCCAAGGCGCCAGCUAAUUUCAGCCAAGCCGUGGAGGAAGUCAAGCAGUGGAACAAGGCUCUCAAGUCGUCCGAGACCUCACUCAGGGCUUCCACCGGUUCCGACAGCGGGGUUCCCGGACUGCAAGGACAUCCCGGGUCGAGAUUCAGCGCCAACGAACCGCUCCGGCCGAACCUGAUCACACAACCCAAAGGACCGUUGGCCCUUGCGAAACCGAGACGAACCCCUGAGGCAUUCAGGUCUCCUGAGCUUGCAGGUGAGCAUCACCGGCUGUUGGGGGCUGCCAAUGAGGGGAAGCAUGUUGACCUGCGACUAGACGAUGACAACUGGGACAACGACUUCGCGACAGCCAUCUCGCCAAGCGCGCUACACUUACCCCACCUGAAGCCGCAGGAUAACUUUGGCGGGCUGCUGUCUGCUGAUAAGCUCAAGGCGUUUGCUUCCAUCACGGAUCCACGGAACGAUUCCGAGAGUUACGAUGACGACUUCGAGGGCGAGCUUCUGACCAUCAAGGGGCCGAGGUUCAACGACAUUGACUACCAGGAGCAGACGAUUCGCCCUACGCCCCGCAAAAAGAGCGACAAAUAUGCAGACCCGAUGAAGCUUCAGUCUCCCCCCAAGUCUAGCCCUCGGAAGCAUUCAAGAAAUUCGUCUCGGCCCAAGUCUCCCAGCAAACAGCAGCUCGGCCCCAGCAAGUUUGAGAUCCCCGCGCCGCCUGACCUGGCGUAUCGUGAGCAAAAUGUGGAUGACUACUCUGAUCUUUUCUUUGAUAAUGAUACGGUUUUCAACGACAACAAGUUGAAUCCAUUUGUAAAAAAGCAAGUUGAUUCGCCUCAACUGUUUCACCCGUCAGACCUCACAAGUCUGCCUCGCUCGACACAGUCGCCACUGCCAGGGAGCUCAAGACGGCCAACUGGCCAGAAGCUGCGUCCAUCCGUGCUACCAGAUCGGCCCAUGCGAAGAACCCGUUCUUCAAUUGAGAUUCAAAAGUUCGCCGAGGACGAGGGCGACGAAGACUUUUCUGACAUUUUCGGUCCCGAGGAUGCGGUCACCGAGCGGGAAGAAAGCGAUAGAGGUUCAGAAGACGGUGGCCUCAUGUUGUUGUCGAAGCUGUCGAACAACUCCUGGUUGGGAGAUGAGGAAGACGAAGACGACCCAUUUGCCUCCAUGGACCCCGGUUGGGAUGAAAUGGACCUUAAAGCGAACAUUGCGAGGGACCGGCACGCGAGACUUGCCGAGAAGGUGGAGGAGCUUGUACGAUCACUCAAGACGUCUGAGGGCGAGGAGCGGCUGAGCGAUCUCUCUGAAGACCUGUUCGCAUUAUUAUGGGAGAACGGGGACGUCAAGGACCUGAUUCUCAGCGCGCAUGGCUUGUUGCCAAUCCUCGAGAUUCUCGAGCCUUGCACGGUCAAGAGCAGACAACAGAUGAUUCUGGCGCUCUUGAAAGUCGUCAACACUAUCAUUUUGGACGACGUUGAGAUUCAGGAGAAUCUAUGUUUCGUCGGUGGCAUCCCCAUCAUCACCAAAUUCUCGGCGAGGCAGUACUCCAACGAGAUCAGACUGGAAGCAGCUGCGUUUGUUCGUCAGAUGUACCAGACAUCAACCCUUACCCUACAGAUGUUCGUCAGUGCCGGAGGUCUCAAUGUUCUCGUUGAGUUCCUGGAUGAAGACUUUGAUGAUGCACGGGAUCUGGUGCUGAUUGGCGUCAACGGCAUCUGGAACGUCUUCGAACUCCAGGGGCCAACACCAAAGAACGACUUUUGCAGAAUCUUUUCCAGAAGCAAGAUCCUUUAUCCCCUUGCUCUGGUGCUCCACAGGGUUCUCGAUGAGGAGGGAGAAGAUGAGCUCUCGGAACUCAUCGAGGGCCGCAUCGUCAACAUUUUCUACCUCUUCUCCCAGGCCGAGAACUAUGUCAAGGAGGUCGUAGCCGAUCGCCAGGUGCUGAAGAGCGUACUGAAAGACUUGCGACGAAUGACACCAAACCACCAAAUUACGAUGCUCAAGUUCAUCAAGAACCUGUCGAUGCUUUCCACGACGAUAGAAACGCUACACACAGCGGAUGCCAUCGACUUCCUGAUUGACGUUCUCAGCUACAGCAUGAAGAAGGGGCAUAGCCACUUCCGAGAGAUCUGCAAUCAGGUCUUGAAUACUCUCUUUAACCUUUGUCGCCUUAGCAAGGAACGGCAAGAAGAUGCUGCCGUUGGCGGUAUCAUUCCCCUGCUGAUGAAGAUUAUGCAGACUGAUCGUCCGCCAAAGGAGUUUGCCCUCCCUAUUCUUUGCGACAUGGCCCAUUCAGGAAUCAAGGGUCGCAGGUACCUGUGGCAAAACAAGGGCUUGGACUUUUACGUGUCUCUCUUGGCAGACCAGUACUGGCAGGUAACAGCUUUGGACGCCAUUUUCAUUUGGCUCCAGGAGGAGACUGCCAAGGUCGAAAGUCACCUUCUCGACGGGAAGUUCACGGACGCAAUCGUCGCCUGCUUCCACACAAACAAGCUCAACUCAUUUGACGCCAACCUUUUGGAACCCCUUUUGAAGCUUUUGCGGUUGAGCCCGUCCAUCGCUGGCUCUCUCGCGAAGCCAGAAAUGUUUGCUGGUAUCGGUCAGAGAUUAGGGCACAAGAAGGCGGUUGUCCGACUCAACCUGCUCCGUCUCGUCCGCAAUGUAAUGGACGCAUGCGACUCAGAAAUGCUCGGCAUGGGCAACGGCAGCAGCUCUCUGAACAUCAAGCAGGUACGAUCUCUGUUCGAUGCCAUCCAGACUCUGGCAGAGAAGGAUUCUGCUGUGCUGGUGCGCAACCUUGCGUCAGAGUUGGUCAAGUCGCACAACGACAGCGAACUGCUCUGUGGCUUCUCGGCGCUCCGGGUCCGGGCCCAGGAGGAAGUCUUCGUAUACACCCCCAGGACUGCACUCAGCUAUGUCGAUGCCGGCGACGCCCACGCAGUCUCAUUCACGCCACCCCCGACUAUCACAAAUGCCUUCUGGGGGACCGUUCAUUGA